Messenger RNA from Manihot esculenta (cassava), 3045 nucleotides. Its product is annotated as protein EMBRYO SAC DEVELOPMENT ARREST 30. The transcript has 11 exons. Bases 413 to 2410 code for a protein of 665 amino acids. The record is from RefSeq and is a predicted model, not a curated record. Gene Ontology annotation, cellular component: cytoplasm; chloroplast; Golgi apparatus. NCBI's taxonomy places the organism in Eukaryota, Viridiplantae, Streptophyta, Magnoliopsida, Malpighiales, Euphorbiaceae.
UUACAAUCUCUCUCUCUGAGAUUCAGAUUUUCAGCUUUCCUAAUCUGGUGUUCAAUAUUCCCUUCCCAAAUUCGCAUUUUGAUUUUUUUCUUCCCCUUCGAGGUUCGAGCACGCAGUCUCACUGUAUCUGUUUCUCUCUCUUAAUCCUUCUCCUCGAGAUUUCAAUUCUCCGGAAUCUCCUCCGAGAAACCAAAUAAACAAAAAGAAAAAGAAAAAGGAAUUUCAAAUCUCAGUCUGCCAAAUCUCUUACACCUCUGUAACCCCAAAAUAAAAAAUCCCAUGUUUUGCCUUUGAGCUAAAGCUUGCGUUGAGAUCCGUUUACUGUGAAGCUUACAAUCUUAGCUCUUACAGGGUUUACUGUUGAGAUAUUCGAGCGUUUUCAGAAUGCAAAAUUAGUUUGUUAUGAUUGAAGAUGGUAUUCAAAUCGAAGAUAAAAUGGAUAGCUUUGUUAGUACUGAUACUGUCGACGGUAUCUCUUGUAGUUCACCUCUCUAUAACCAAGUUUUCGAGUUCCAAUUUGGUGUCUUAUGCUCCAAAGGACACGGGUCUCGAUUUCCCUCCUUUAUCAGAGACACCGAGUGUUAGAUAUGUUAGAAAUAAGAAGUUAUGGGGGGUUGUGAAGUCCUUAGAGUCAUUGCAGCCUUAUGCCAACCCAAGAAGCAGCUACCCAGUUCCACAUGAAAAGAACAAUGGUUAUAUUUAUGCAAAAAUUUUUGGUGGAUUUGAGAAGAUAAGAUCUUCGAUCUGUGAUCUUGUCACCAUAUCCAGGCUUCUAAAUGCUACUCUUGUCAUUCCAGAGAUUCAAGAAAGUAUUCGGUCAAAAGGCAUUAGUAGGAAAUUCAAGAGUUUUUCCUAUCUCUAUGACGAGGAACAGUUUAUUGCAUCACUUAAAAAGGAUGUAAUCAUUGUGAAGAGCCUACCUGAAAAUUUGAAGGCAGCUAGAAAAAGAAGUGAGUUCCCAACAUUUAAGCCCAAAAGUGCUGCUUCUCCAAAUUUUUAUAUCAAAGAAAUUCUGCCUAAGUUGAAGAAAUCUAAGGUUAUUGGAUUGGUGCUUGCUGAUGGGGGAUGCCUGCAGUCAAUUCUUCCACCUAGCAUGUAUGAGUUUCAGAGGCUUCGGUGCCGUGUUGCUUUUCAUGCUCUUCAAUUUCGGCAGGAAAUUCAGGUCCUUGGUCACCAGAUGGUUGAGAGGUUAAGAGCAUGGGGUCAACCUUUCGUUGCAUUUCAUCCUGGUUUAGUGAGAGACACAUUGGCGUAUCAUGGUUGUGCAGAACUUUUUCAGGAUGUUCACACUGAACUUGUACAGUAUCAAAGGGCACAGAUGAUCAAGCGAGGUAUUCUUAAGGAAGAACUUAGUGUGGAUUCACAUUUACGUAGAGAAAAUGGAUCUUGCCCUCUCAUGCCAGAAGAGGUUGGACUUCUUCUCCGAGCAAUUGGCUAUCCUCCCAAAACUACAAUUUACAUGGCAGGUUCUGAAACUUUUGGUGGUCAACGUGUUCUGAUCCCUCUUCGUGCAAUGUUUGCUAAUGUGGUAGAUCGCACUUCAGUGUGCAGCAAGCAAGAGUUGUUUGACUUGGUUGGUCCUGAGCCACCUCUUUCUGUAGAUUCCUUUAAACUUCCUCCUCUCAAAAGUGAGAAACAACUUAAGGAUGAGUGGCAGAGGGCAGGACCUCGGCCUCGCCCUCUUCCCCCACCUCCAGACCGGCCCAUAUACCGACAUGAAAAAGAAGGCUGGUAUGGUUGGAUCACUGAGACUAAAUCUGAACCAGACCCUUCCCCAAUGGAUUUAAGAAGGCAGGCACACAAGUUACUCUGGGAUGCUCUUGAUUACAUUGUCUCUGUGGAAGCAGACACAUUUUUUCCUGGUUUUAAUAAUGAUGGAAGUGGUUGGCCGGAUUUCUCAAGCUUGGUCAUGGGACAGCGGCUAUAUGAAAGUGCUGCUUCUAGAACAUAUCGACCAGAUAGGAAAGCCUUUGCAAAGUUAUUCAACAUUACCCGCAACGACAUGUAUCAUCCCAAGCAUAAUUGGACACUCGCAGUGAGGGAACUUCUCAACAAAAGCUUGGGUGAAGAUGGCCUAGUCAGGCAAUCCCUUUUGUCAAAACCCUCAUCUUUUCUAUCUCAUCCUCUUCCUGAAUGCUCUUGUAGAAUUUCAUCUGCUGAGUUUCAAACUCCACUAGAAGAUAUUGAUGGCCGAUACCUAUAUGGAGGUGAGGAUGAAUGCCCAGAAUGGAUGCAGCAUGGACAGGAAGCUCUUUCCUCCGAGUCAAUUGGGUUGGAAGGAGCUAAACAUGAUGAUAAUGAAUCUGAAUAUGAGAAUGAGACGGUUCAACAAGAAUCUGAUGACAGUGGCGGUAAGAGUAGUCUGACUCUAUCCAUUGAUCAGGAUGAUGAAUGGGACCCCAAUGACUAGAAACAUUCUUUGCAAAUGAUACGACUUAAUUGUGAAGUUGGUUUUUGCUUUUUGGCAAUAUCUUCUUCAAUCAGAAAUUGUGGGGAAGAGAUGGCAUUCGAAGAUCAUUUUCAAAUCAAAGCUCCAACUUCGAUUUUUUGAGGGAAAUAAAUUCAGAUUUAUUCUUUAUUAGUAGAUUGAGGACUCGUUCAGUUACAGAAAAAGCAAAAACAUUUGUAUACCUUCACACAACAGACUUUGUGAACACUACAGCAGCGAGAAUGAUCGAUGUGGUCCAGACCAGUUGAUUGCAGCCCAUAUUCAAAGGCAUCUUACAUCAUCGAAGAUGUUUCAUAGUGGGGAAGUUGCAAUGGAUGUUGUAUUGUGGCAGCUUGCAGUCAGUUCCACUUGAUCUUUUUGAGUACUGAUUUGUUCUGUUUCUUGCCAUGAAUGUAAAGUUGUUCUAAAGGAAAUCAAUUAAUCAUAUAGUUUUUCAUUAUAUUAUAUUAAUUGUAGUACUUUUCCAUCGUUGAUUGUUUUAUUCAGAUUUUUUCAUAUGCAAGAGUUGUAAUAUUGAUUUUGGCAAAUUCAAUUGGUUGAACAAAAUGCAGUUGGAAUAUGAUGAAAAAAAGAUGAGACCCACUUCAUCCGAGAUC